GCUGAUCUUGGCCCUGAUAAAUACUUGUCCGACAAAGACUUGCAGUAUGCUGUGAAACUUCUUUCUUCCUGUUCUCAUCCCUAUAUUUACAAAAUCACUUUUGCCACUGCCAAUGAAUCUUCAGCGCUGGUUAUUAGACCAUUCAGUGAAAAAGGGACACUCAAGGACCUUAUUUAUAAGGCGAAGCCAAAAGACCCAUUCCUGAAGAAGUAUUGCAAUCCUAAAAAAAUUCAAGGUCUUGAACUUCAGCAAAUAAAAACAUAUGGAAGGCAAAUAUUAGAGGUAUUAAAAUUCUUGCAUGAGAAAGGAUUUCCUUACGGCCAUCUUCAUUCUGCCAACGUGAUGUUGGAUGGGGACACCUGCAAGUUACUGGAUCUAGAAAAUUCCUUGUUGGGACUUCCAUCAUUUUAUCGAUCAUACUUCUCACAGUUUCGGAAAAUUAAUACUCUAGAAGGUGUUGAUGUACAUUGCUUUGGGCACUUACUGUAUGAAAUGACAUAUGGAAGACCCCCAGAUACGAUCCCAGUAGAGAGCUUCCCUCCGGCACCAUCAGUGUUUGUUGUGUCUGUGUUGGAAUCCAUUCUGACCUGUGAAGCUAUGAAGAAUGGCAUGCCAACUGUUUUGCGGCUCUUACAGAUGCCAUUAUUCAGUGAUGUCCUGCUCACAAACUCCGAGAAACCACAGUUUAAGAUUCCUACUAAGCUAAAAGAGGCAUUGAAAACCUCCAAGGAAUGCAUAGAAAAACGAUUAACAGAUGAACAGAAAUUGAUUCACCAGCACAGAAGGCUGACAAGAGCUCAGUCCCAUCAUGGCUCUGAAGAAGAAAAAAAGAAAAGGAAGAUCUUAGCACGAAAAAAGUCAAAACGCUCGGCCUAUGAAAGUGGGGAAGAACACUCAGCAAAAUACAGCAACUCAAAUAACUCAGCAGGCUCUGGGGCGAGUUCCCCAUUAACAUCUCCAUCAUCCCCCACUCCACCCUCGACAGCAGGAGCAUCGUUGAUACCCCCAGCACCGCCACCGCCACCCCUGCCACCAGCAGCUCCUCCUCCUCCUCCUCGUGCAGAGGUGCCAACGCAGCCGUGCCCACAGCCCGACAUCAGUGCAAGCCGAGGAGCCCUGCUCAGCUCCAUUCAAAACUUUCAGAAAGGAACUCUGAAGAAAACACAGACGUGCGACUACAGCGCUCCCAGGAUCAGCUGAGGCUGCUGCUCCCACCAGGAUUGAAUCCCCUUUCCUCCUCCUGUGCUGUCCCAGAACAAGACCCUUCUGACCGGCGACUGAUCCACCAGCACAUAGCGGCUCAUCACGCUGUAGCUCCGUUCACCCCAAUUUCAGCUUUCCUUGAGCAGCAGCACUGCCCUGUCUGAAUUGCGUUGCCAUGCCGUGAGAAGUACUCCAUCCUUCACCUGGUUUCAAGAACUUUGUUCUCUAGCUACAGUUUCAGGGGUACAGCAACUUCUGUACAGCUGAAUAAAAGUCUGAAAGUAGGAAUGACCACGAUCAUGGUGAAUUAAUGCGUUUUUUCUAGUUCUGUUCCACCCCUUUUUUUUCAAAUUGCAGGAAUGUAGCUUUAGUCUGCUCAGUUUUUCAAUGCUUUUCUUGCAGUUAUAACUCAUCUUAAUUCUUGCUGCACUGAAUCAGCAAGACUUGCUUUAGAUAAUCCACUCCCCUGCCCCCAACCCUUAAAGUGUACUGCACAGGCGAGGGAACUGGAGAGUUAAAUCUUAUUCCCACCAUAUUUGCAGGUGGAGUAAAAAUGCUGUCUCAUUAAACUUGUUGAAAUGGACUCCUACCUGUAACUCUAAGGGAAAGUGUUAUUAAAUGAGGAAACAGUUGAAAUGAGAGUUAACGGGGCACUGGGAUAAUUAUUCUUGAUUUAGUUAAAUGCAAAGUUACUUCAAGUUAAUUCUACAGCUUAAACUUUAUUGAAAGAUCCUUUUUGAUUUAAAACCUUAAAACAAAUUGCACUUUAAAGGAUUAUAGAUAAUCCAUUUUUUAAAUUCAAGUACAUCAGUGUUUGUUACUAUGCAGAGAAUGUCUGUACAAAGUUUCCUGUAACCUGUGAUAUCCAGUCAUUUUUAUUAAAAUGUUAAUGGAA
Molecule: messenger RNA, 2098 nt
Organism: Mesitornis unicolor (brown roatelo)
Lineage: Eukaryota; Metazoa; Chordata; Aves; Mesitornithiformes; Mesitornithidae
Gene: PXK
Product: PX domain containing serine/threonine kinase
Exons: 12
Biological process (GO): endosome to lysosome transport; early endosome to late endosome transport; protein phosphorylation
Cellular component (GO): late endosome; early endosome; extrinsic component of endosome membrane
Molecular function (GO): actin binding; ATP binding; protein kinase activity
Source: RefSeq, a predicted model, not a curated record